This is a messenger RNA of Scomber scombrus (Atlantic mackerel), 849 nucleotides long. Its product is annotated as lysozyme g-like. The record is from RefSeq and is a predicted model, not a curated record. The transcript has 4 exons. NCBI's taxonomy places the organism in Eukaryota, Metazoa, Chordata, Actinopteri, Scombriformes, Scombridae. Gene Ontology annotation, molecular function: lysozyme activity. The coding region runs from base 266 to 835 and encodes 189 amino acids. Gene Ontology annotation, biological process: peptidoglycan catabolic process.
AUUUUUUUGUUUUAUUCUGGAAGGAACUUGACUUUGAGUCGUAAACACACACAGUGAACAAUAGUGCUAUUCAUCUUCUGCUUUUAAAAAAUAUUCUUUUUUUAAACUUGUGUUUUUGUUGCUCCUGUUGUGUCAUGUAUCCUGUACACACACAGACAUUACUAUGGCUCUUGUUUGUGGGGAUGUGUGGGAUAUGCUGCUGUAAAGUUCCUUAAAGUGUAAAAAUAAUUUCAUAAACUGAACAUUUGCAGGUUAUGGAGACAUUAUGCGUGUAGCAACUACUGGGGCUUCAAUGAAAACAGCCCAGCAGGACAGGCUGGGAUACUCAGGUGUGAAGGCGUCACACACCAUGGCAGAGACUGAUCAGGGACGAAUGAAGAAGUACAAGUCCAUCAUCAGCAGUGUGGGAGGCAAAUAUGGAAUUGACCCUGCUAUCAUUGCUGCCAUCAUCUCCAGAGAGUCCAGGGCUGGAAAUGCACUACAUGAUGGCUGGGGAGACUAUGACGCAUCCAGAGAAGCGUAUAAUGCCUGGGGGCUGAUGCAGGUUGAUGUCAAUCCCAGGGGAGGUGGACACACUGCGCAUGGUGCAUGGGACAGUGAGGAGCACCUCUGCCAAGGCACAGAGAUCUUGAUUUAUUUUAUCCAACGGAUCAGCAACAAGUUUCCUGACUGGAGCAAGGAGCAGCAGCUGAAAGGAGCGAUAGCCGCCUACAAUAUGGGAGAUAAAAAUGUCCGUACCCAAGAACACAUGGAUGUCGGCACAACAGGUGGAGACUACUCCAGUGAUGUUGUAGCCAGAGCUCAGUGGUACAAAACUAAGUUUUUUAAAAGCUGAAGCUGUCCACAAGA